GAGAAUUUUUACACAGAUGCGGCGGAUUUUGAGUUGUUUUUUCUUCUUUUUUCUGACGAAGUACACGACUAAAUCAUGAGUGGAGGUGUUUAUGGGGGAGAUGAGGUUGGGGCUCUUGUGUUUGAUAUCGGUUCAUAUUCAGUUCGGGCUGGCUAUGCUGGAGAAGACACCCCAAAGGCGGAGUUCCCAACAUCUGUUGGCUAUAUUGAAGACAUGGUGGAGAAUGCCAUGGACACUGAUGGAGAGAAGAUCAUGGAAAAGAAGUAUUACAUCGGCACAAAUGAUAUUGUCGUGCCAAGGAAGGGAAUGGAAAUGACGAAUUGUCUGAAGGAAGGAAUGGUUGAAAAUUGGGAUAUUUUUGAGAAGAUAAUAGAUCACAUCUACACCAAGAACAUCAGAUCAGAGUCUCAGUUUCACCCCGUCAUGAUGUCUGAACCUGCCUGGAAUACCAAAGCCAAGAGAGAAAAGCUGACCGAAUUGAUGUUCGAGACCUACAACCUUCCCGCAUUUUUUCUCUGUAAAAAUGCUGUGCUUUCAGCGUUCGCCAAUGGUAAAUCCACUGGUCUAGUGUUAGAUUCAGGGGCUACUCACACUACUGCAGUCCCUGUCUAUGAUGGCUAUGUCAUGUCACAAGCUAUCGUCAAAUCUCCCCUCGCUGGUGAUUUUGUCACAUCUCAGAUUAGAAAGUACAUGGAAGAACAAGAAGAAGUUGAAGUUAUUCCACCUUAUAUGAUCGCAAGUAAGGAGCCUGUCCCGGAGGUGGAACCAGCAGUAUGGAAGAAGAAAAGUAAUCUACCCGAGGUUACCAAGUCCUAUCAUAAUUACAUGAUGAAUGAUGUCCUCAGAGACGUAGCAGCCACAGCAUUACAGAUUUCUGACUCACCCUAUGACCUUGAGCAAGCCGAGUCGAUGCCCACUUCCCGUUAUGAUUUCCCUAAUGGUUACAACAGAGAUUUUGGUGCAGAAAGAUUUCAGAUGACAGAAGGUCUCUUUGACCCUACACAUAUCAAGGAUAUUGGAAGCUCUAUGCUUGGAGUUGGCCAUAUUGUGACAACAAGUGUUGGCAUGUGUGACAUUGAUAUCCGACCGAGUUUAUACAGUGCAAUCGUUGUGUGUGGUGGGAAUUCCUUAUUGAACGGUUUUACCGAACGGUUACAGAAAGAUCUUGGAUCAAAGACACCACCUAACAUGAGGUUAAAGAUUCUGGCAGCCAACAGCACAGCUGAGAGACGGUUCAGCAGCUGGAUUGGGGGAUCAAUUCUAGCUUCAUUGGGUUCAUUCCAACAAAUGUGGAUCUCAAAACAGGAGUAUGACGAGAUGGGGAAAAACUGUGUGGAGAGGAAGUGUCCCUGAAUUCUGGAUGACUUUAUGGACAAUUGAAUGAGAUGAUAUAACUAUGGAGCGAGGAUAUGAACUGAACUUAUUGUGUCAUUCACAGAUUUGAUUGACUGUGUGGAGAGGAUAUGUCAUUGAGUGAACUAGAGAGGAUAUAUUUCUUGAGGACAUUCACGGACAGUUGAGUCAGAUUUGGUCUUAAUAUGUUGUAAGAUGAGAAGUUAAAUUUCAUGAAGGGAGGCUGGUUCGUUUCCCUGGGUGUUCAUUGAUUGGGCCAGGACUUUGUAGAGAGUUGUUUCAGUGGAGAGAAGAAGGACCUUUUCUUGCAUUUUCCUGGAAUAUAACUUUUGUGUGCCUGGUCACAACCCUUGAUAUUGUAUCAAAACAUUUAUGUCUUUAUAUGAAGCUCUGAGGCAUACUGUCCAGUUGUGUCAGGAUGGCUCAUAUCCGUGAAAUGAUUUCCCGAUACUGAGAACUGGUGACUCUUGGUUCCUGCCAAUGCUUAGUAUCUUGUGACAGAAUAAGAUCAAAUUGUCUUUUGCAUUUACUCUGAAUGUUUGUAUGAAUGCAGUAAUAUACACCGUUUUAUAGAGAAAAAAUAAAGGAA
Molecule: messenger RNA, 1942 nt
Organism: Lineus longissimus
Lineage: Eukaryota; Metazoa; Nemertea; Pilidiophora; Heteronemertea; Lineidae
Product: actin-like protein 6B
Exons: 14
Coding region: 76-1353 (425 amino acids)
Biological process (GO): chromatin remodeling; nervous system development; regulation of transcription by RNA polymerase II
Cellular component (GO): NuA4 histone acetyltransferase complex; SWI/SNF complex
Molecular function (GO): chromatin binding
Source: RefSeq, a predicted model, not a curated record